Messenger RNA from Papilio machaon (common yellow swallowtail), 1430 nucleotides. RefSeq names its product palmitoyltransferase ZDHHC18-B (gene app). Gene Ontology annotation, molecular function: protein-cysteine S-palmitoyltransferase activity. Gene Ontology annotation, biological process: protein targeting to membrane; peptidyl-L-cysteine S-palmitoylation. The transcript has 5 exons. The coding region runs from base 30 to 1430 and encodes 466 amino acids. NCBI's taxonomy places the organism in Eukaryota, Metazoa, Arthropoda, Insecta, Lepidoptera, Papilionidae. The record is from RefSeq and is a predicted model, not a curated record. Gene Ontology annotation, cellular component: Golgi apparatus; endoplasmic reticulum.
CGGGGCGCGGCGCCGGCGGUGAUGCGGCCAUGGCGUCGCGGCGCGUGACGCGCAAGUGGGAGGUGUUCGCGGGCCGCAACCGCUUCUGGUGCGACGGGCGCCUGAUGACGGCGCCCCAGCCCGGCGUGUUCGCGCUCACGCUGACGCUCAUCUGCGGCACGUGUGCGUUGCACUUCGCCUUCGACUGCCCCUUCCUGGCGACGCGCGUGUCGGGCGCGGUGCCGGCGCUGGGCGCGGCGCUGUGCGGCGCCACGCUGGCCGCGCUGCUUCGCACGGCCCUCAGCGACCCCGGCAUCAUACCGCGCGCCGCCCCCGCAGAGGCGGCCGCGCUGGAGCCGCCCGACGCCGGCCGGCCGCCGCCGCGCGCGCGCGAGGUGCUCGUGCGCGGUCGCCCCGUCAAGCUGAAGUACUGCUUCACGUGCAAGAUGUUCCGCCCGCCGCGGGCCUCGCAUUGCUCGCUCUGCGACAACUGCGUGGACCGCUUCGACCACCAUUGCCCCUGGGUGGGCAACUGCGUGGGAAAGCGCAACUACCGCUACUUCUACGCAUUCGUGGUGUCGCUGUCGUUCCUGGCGGUGUUCGUCUUCGCGUGCGCGGUGGCGCAUCUGGCGCUGCUGGCGCGCGGCGCGGGCCUGGCCGCGGCACUGCGCGCCUCGCCCGCCUCCGCCCUCGUGGCCGCCGUCUGCUUCCUGUCCGUGUGGUCGGUGCUGGGUCUGGCCGGCUUCCACACCUACCUCGCCUCCACCGACCAGACCACCAACGAGGACAUCAAGGGGUCGUUCUCGAGCCGCGGCGGCGUGGCCAGCCCCAACCCGUACUCGCGCGGCAACGCCUGCGCCAACUGCUGGCACGUGCUGUGCGGACCCCUCGCACCCAGCCUCAUAGACCGACGCGGCGUGGUGACCGCGGAGGGCGAGCUGCCGGCCGGGUUCGCGCCCGUCGCGCCCCCCGCGCCCGUCGCACCCGCCGCGCCCGGCGCCCCCCACCCCGCGGCCACAUUCAUCACUGCGCCGCAUCACGGUUGCGACAUGACGCCGCGUCACGCCUACAUGAACCACAGCCUGGACCUGGACCCCGUGCCGCUGCAAGAGAUAUGCAUCGGCGGAGGGCGGCACGAGGCGCGGCACGAGGCGCGGGGCGGCUCGCGGGGCGCGCCGGGCGGCGGUCUCAGCGCCUCGCGCCUGAGGCUGCUGCACGACACCACAAUGAUCGACGCCGCGCUCGACCUGGACGAGCCCGACGCGCCCCCUGCGCUGCACGCGCCCCCCGUGUCGCACGCGCCCCCCGCGCUGCACGCGCCCCCCGUGUCGCACGCGCCCCCCGCGCUGCACGCGCCCCCCGUGUCGCACGCGCCCCCCAUGUCGCACGCGCCCCCCGCGCUGCACGCGCCCCGCGUGCACGCCGCGCCGCUCGCAGUGCACGUGCUAUGA